GAGGUUGUAGAUCGCAUCCUGCACGAUGUUGCAAUGGAUGGGAGGAUCCAGGCGGAAAGUCGCUACUGUGAGUUGGAGUUUUGCUGUAGUUUAAAUGAGCUAGUUGCAUAUUGCAAUAUAAUUUCAAUCGAAUCGAAAUAUUAUGUGUAAUUAGGAAGAAACAAAAUCUGUUUAUUGUUUGAAGGAUUAACAGUAUCCUAUAGGACCACUGAAUUUUUGCAUUUGUAGAUGUUUUGGAAAUCACAAGGUUUUCUGAAUGAAAAGUGAAAGUAAAAAAAUACUAGUCAUUGCCUCUGGCACAAAUUAAAAAUUUGAUUUUCAUGUUAUGCUAGCUGACGUAGUUGGCGUGACGAGCCAUUCAAAAUUGCAAAUUGUUUAAAAAAUAAAUUGAAUGAUGUUAAUUUUUCUUCUGAUGUCCAAACAUUAUAUCUAAUUGAUGCAUGAUGAUCAUUGGCGCCGGGAUGGGAGAUUUUCAGUCAAGGAAGUCUACACAAAAGAGGUAAAAGUUUGAUGUUAUGUUAGUUACAAACCUAUAUGGAGUUUGGUUGGUUGAGGCUGGGAAGAGUGGUUCUGCUAAAAUUGGAAGGUUAGACUGUAGAAUUGUAAUGAACUCCUUAUUUCCACCAGACAGAAGCAAUACUUUGAACAAAGAAAGCGUAAGCAACAAAAUUUGCAUAUGAUGGGAUCAGAUAAUUGUUAUGAUAGUCCAGGAAUAAGUGGACAAAGCCUCAAGGAACAUCGGUCUCUGGACAUUCUCAAUUUGCUUAACUUGUCAACAAAAGCUCAGCAGUGUAGUCCAUUUUGUCCAGAGGGUAAGCAUUGAAUAUUCUUUCUGCAUAACAGAUUUGUUGCUGCUAAUUCCUGACUUUUGGUGAGGUAGUCAUUAGGCUAAAAUAUUUCAUGUUCUGAAAAACUUCCCGAAUUACAACCACGUUGGCAGGGAAAAGGACAGCCAGCUAAUGCAGCUUCUUUUUUGUUUGCUUUGUCCUGAUGACUCUGUGCUUCUUUUCUUGCUUAUGUCUUGUUUAGUAAAAUUACCAAUUUCCCCCCAUAUUAACUGUACAACAACGAAAGAGAGGGACGAUGGAGACAUCGAUAUUUCUACCCUGCCAGUCAAUGUCUCAACAGAUCAGCCAACAAUGUUUACCAAUAUGAAUACUACAGUAAAUUCUUUCAGAUUCGAAGAGGCAAGUACGUGAUCUAGUACAUUAGCCAACGCAAAAACUAUCAAGUCUGUUUGGUUCAAUUUAAAUGCAAUUUGGAACUAAGAUGUGAAAUAUAUAAUGAAUGUAUAUGCAGGGGCACCUUUGUGCCGCCAGACUGAAACAUCACGGAAGAGUUCUUCUGAUCACCGCAAUACUGCCUUUAAUGGACCCCCCAAUCAAUGGAAGACAGUAUCCGAUCAAUACUCGGAAUUUUCUGUUAUUGAUUUGGUGUGUGAUGAUGAACCUAAUGCCACUGCAGAAAAGUGUCCGACCUGCGAAGAUCAUGUUUCUUUUUCACUUGAAGGCCUGGGUAAAGUUGGGACAGAAACGCCAGUUCAUUCUCCAGAGCAACGUGCUAGAAUCCCAUAUAGUUAUUCUCCAUUGCAGAAGGAUGGAAGUAAAUCAAAAUUGAAGAAAGUUAACCAUGAGCUGGAUGACAUUGAACUUGAAGUGGUGAAGCAAAAAAUCAUCUUUACGCACACCACACACUUGCAUAAUCCUAUCUGCAUCUUCUAUAGCUAUAUGUUCCUUGUCAAUCAUUAAUGAUACCUGAACUGAUAUACAUCUUCUACUUUUUGUUUUAUCAUGAAAAAUCAACGAGUUCUUGUUUUAUUAAAGUGCUUUCAUAAUUAUAUCUUAUUUUAUUUUAUUCCAAUUCCAUGGAAUAAAAAUUUAGUCUGCCAUUGAUGACCAUUAAUUGGCAGGGUACAUUGAGAAAAUUGUAUAACAUUGUGUUCGUAAAGUUAUUGAACGCUGAUUAGU
This is a messenger RNA of Vigna umbellata (rice bean), 1967 nucleotides long. NCBI's taxonomy places the organism in Eukaryota, Viridiplantae, Streptophyta, Magnoliopsida, Fabales, Fabaceae. The record is from RefSeq and is a predicted model, not a curated record.